Molecule: messenger RNA, 807 nt
Organism: Colletotrichum orchidophilum
Lineage: Eukaryota; Fungi; Ascomycota; Sordariomycetes; Glomerellales; Glomerellaceae
Exons: 5
Coding region: 1-807 (268 amino acids)
Source: RefSeq, a predicted model, not a curated record
AUGGGCAUAAUGAACAUUCUAUCCGAAACCUCGAUGCAAACAACGCUUUGGGGGAAUAAAUGUUGUCUUUUGCUAUUGUACAACCGCCUGACCCUCUUUGGUCAUUAUCGAAAGACUUGGGUCAGCGUUGCAACUUACACUGGGCUCGCAUACGUCGCGGUCAUUGUUUCUCUGUACGGAGGAUGGUGUAGGCCAUUUUCUGACUACAUGGAGCUUCAGCCAGAGAACCUGGAGUGUUUGACAUGGGAGCACUACAACAUUUUGCAGAUCACAAUGAACCUUUCAACGGAUCUUGUGCUUCUUCUAAUUCCUGUCACACUUAUCAGUAGGUUGAAGAUGAAAAUCGGGAAGAAACUCCUUCUCAUCUGUUUAUUCAGCAUGGGUGUGUUCGUUAUGCUCUGCGCGAUCCUCACCAAGGUCGCCGUCUUCACCUUCUCUACCGACCCCGUUUGGUUCAUGUGGUGCGUGCGCGAGGUGAGCACCGCAAUGCUGGUCGGCAACCUCGUCCUCGGCAUGCCCGCCCUCCGCGCAGCGUGGCGGUGCGUUUUCCCCCAGAGCAGGAGCGCGCCACCGCGAGACGGAGAAUCCUCUGCGGGUACGGGGGAUACAUAUGCUACGUACGCUGCGAAAAAGGUUACCCGCGUUGGCUCGGACGCUUGGUCGUCCGCGGAACGGGGGGGACCGUCUAAGCCAAACUCUCCUCCCGCGAGGGUCGCUAUCAGCAGCGUCUACACGGAUUUCGAGCUUUACGGAAAGGCUGUGGUCAAGGAUGAGAGUAAAAUGGCGAUAGGGGCAGACAAUGUGUGA